UUAUGUAAAUACAGGACAUCUACUCCCUCCCAAAUAACGAGUCGACACCCUCAAUGAGUCGUACUACACUGAAACAGAAGUCACAUGUAAUGCCCUAAGGAUCAGUGCUGUUCCUUGUUAGACCCGUGAAUUAUAACGUAAUCGAAGUUCAUCACAGAAAUUCGGGAUUCCUGAUUUGUGUAAUUCAGUUUUAGGAAGGUGUACCACAUGAAUUAAUUGUUUAGAAAAGAAUGGACGAUAAAUUUGGAGAUGGUUGAUAGUGUGUGUAUGACCUGGCUGUUACCAUGGAUUGUCCAGUUGGUGGUGGUAUCUGCGGUGUUUAAUGAGCCAUGUCCGAGUCUACCAGUCUGGGAUACUCGAGCCCAGGAGUUAUGUGAUGACCCAGCAUGGUAUCACUGUCUGAAGAAUCAAGUAGAUGAAAUAAAAGAGGCUUGUGUUGCUCCGAUAUACAUAAACAAAGGGACCUUUCCGGUGUUUUCUUCUGACUAUAGUCUUCUUCCAAGACGAUGUCCAAGCACACACUACCAGCCCAGUGGACAGAUGUCCAACCAGUACAAAAAAGUUACCUGCAUGUACAAAAAGGCAAAAUGUGAAGAUGAAGGCGAGGAGAUUUGUGACGAAGGCAAUGAUACCACUGACCGGAUGUGCCGCUGUGACUACACCAGAGGAUAUAGGUCACUGCAAUAUUUGUUGGAUAAUCCCCAUCACAGGUCAUGCUACCAACCCAAGUCCAACGAAAGAGGAUGUGUCGCGUUGCCAUGUAAUGAAGGGCAGGAAUUGAAUCAAGCCUAUCAAUGUAUUCCAGCCUGCCCUAUCGGAUAUUUCAGACCACAGUACACAGUGAACUGUAUCCCGAAAGUGCAAGAUUCAAGUACAACAACAAAGGCAGAAAUCCAAAUCCCAGACAAAGAAUCAAAGGAGAAUGACGACUACGCUAUUAAGGAUCAGUUGUCAGAAGACAGCAACGUCAUACUUAUUGUCUGUAUAGCGUUAAGUAUCAUCGCUGUGAUCACGAUGUCAUUAAUCUUGACAUUCUUCGUUUGGAAAAGGAAAAAGAAUACAAUGUCGAGACAAAGAAAUGGAAGCGACAGUGACUCGAGACUUCUCUCAGAAGACGAUGUACCCCAUAAUGAGGAAAAUCCAAGUAAUAAAGAUGCAGUCCAUAUUAAAGCAGAAAUCCAUAUAAAGGAGCUACAUGUGACAGCAGAAAAUAUCGCUAUUGGAAGCCACAACAAAAUCAUGGCCAAAGAAACAAGUUUCCAGAAGACCACAUCUAUAGAGAGAGAAGGAGAGAAUCUCCGUAAGGCCCAGAACAGUGCGUUUUCGUAUAGAGAUGGCGACAUUAUCUUCAGAAAACUUUGUGGUCAACGUAUCGGUUGUAUAACGACUGGAAAGGGGACCGGAACCGGAUUUAGAGUUGGUGAAAGAUAUGUAGUGACUGCUUAUCACGUGGUAGAGGACAUAUUCGAAUCAUUAUGGAAAACCGUUUCCGGGAGGAUGUUAGAGGAUGGAAGCUGGUGUCUUACAGACUUUAUACAAUCACAAAAUUCAGGUGACACAGCAAAGAUCGGACGCCAAAUAAUGCAGCAAUGCAAAAUCAAAUUUGGAUAUAUUGAUGAAAACGAAGGUCAGGUCUUUACAUUUAGUUAUGAUGCGCCUUUUGUAUCCGUAAAAUACGACAUUGCUAUCCUGGAACUAGAAUUAGACGCUCUAGACCGUCCUUUACCUCCAUCUCUUCCUCUGGCCAGUAUCAAUCUUCCCGAAAAGCUGCAUGUGUUGGGACACCCUGGAGGUGGAAUACUGCAAUUUGAUCCUGCAUGUGAUAUCAUUCGUGACGAAAACGCACUUAACAAAAUCAAGAGGGAGGCUGUUGACUUGUUUACUGAAUUAGGUGAAAAAGCAUCAAGGGUUAAGGAAGAGUAUUCUGAGUGCAAAUUAUCGAAAGACCACAUUCUCUUCCACUGUUCCACAAGCACGGCUCAUGGGGCUUCCGGAUCACCUUUAAUUCAGAUUAUAGGGGAGAAUCCCAUUGUGAUCGGGAUACUUCUAAAAGGAUAUCCAAAAAUUUACUAUAACAAAUAUCGAGACAACAAAAGUGUAAACCAACAACACCCUGGACUGUUGAUAGAGUCCGGUAUAUCUAUGAAGAUGUUGAAGGAUUUGUUAAUUGAACAAAAUUUAACGGAACUAGCCAAUAAAUUGUUCGAUUCAUAAACAAGAGAACUCUACUUAUAUUGUAUUCCAGCUGGAGUUGGGUACCUCAGGAACGAAAGCACUGUGGCACAUCGUGAUGUUUACACAAUACCGCGGCACUUCCCACGGUAUACCGCAGUGUUAAUCUUCAAGUAUUGUGAUUCAAUUUUUUAUCGUUUUUUAAUUGUUAUUCAUUGUAUAAAAUGAGCAGUUAUUAGUUUAUACAUUGUAAAUUGUAUUUACUAUAUUAGAGCGAGAUUAAUAUUAGAGCGAGAUUAAUAUAAGCCUUUUGGCUUGUUUCUCAAUCUAUUACAUGUAUAAGACAUUGUUUGUAAACAUUAUUAUCGAAUCAUUUACAAAUAAAUAUUGUUUAAACUAAA
This is a messenger RNA of Ostrea edulis (European flat oyster), 2573 nucleotides long. RefSeq lists its product as uncharacterized. The coding region runs from base 250 to 2214 and encodes 654 amino acids. The transcript is spliced from 14 exons. The record is from RefSeq and is a predicted model, not a curated record. NCBI's taxonomy places the organism in Eukaryota, Metazoa, Mollusca, Bivalvia, Ostreida, Ostreidae.